This is a messenger RNA of Peniophora sp. CBMAI 1063, 2082 nucleotides long. Lineage: Eukaryota; Fungi; Basidiomycota; Agaricomycetes; Russulales; Peniophoraceae. The record is from the annotation of a GenBank genome assembly.
AUGGCGCACAGAAGCCAGAACCUGGCCACUCCUCGCGAACGGCGACUUUCCCGCGUCCGCUCACUCUUCCUUUGGCCCCAGGCCGGCGGCCAAUUCGAACCCGAGCCCGAGGAAGAAACUACCCCUGCUGUCUCGGACUGGACCGCACCUACUUCUCGCGCCGCCCGCCGUGUCUCCUUUCUCGACGUUCAAGACCCUCGGGAGCCUCCCCCGUCCGAUUUAUUCUGCUCCGUCCGCAACGCCCAUCGCCGCCUGAGCGUCCCGCCCGUCCUCGACUUCCUCGCCCCUUCCGGUCAUAAUUGGAACACCAUGUCCGUCCGUUCGCGCCGCUCAAAGGCCACUCCACCGCCACUCGACGUUCCCGAAGAUGCCAUCGCAGGACCGUCGUCAUCAGUUGCCACGCUCCCACUCCCGUCCUAUCCACCCGAUUUCCAGAGCAAGAGCCAGACAUACUUGAAGCGCGUACUGCGCCACCAUGGGUCAUUCAACGCCCUGCAGCGCAAGUUUGCGGCAUUCAGCACCCGCCCCGGCGACCGUUCGAGCGUCGAGAGCGCCUGCUCCACCUCCGCCAACAGUGAACACUCGCUGUCCGGCACUACCGCAUACGCUUCGUCGGACUCCGGCGACUCCGAAGAAGAGAACGGGAAGGACGUUGUUGUUGUUGUUGCCGAUGCGGAGGAAGAGAGGCGCCCGUCUCCGGAGGCUGAAACGCCGACGAGUCCGGAAGCUCACGCUCAAGUUCCGUUUGAGGGCUGCGGCGGGUUACUAGAGCUCAAUCGCGAAACGAACGAUGUCCUGUCGCACAUAAUUCCUUCCACAUCCCCCUCAUUCUUGAGUUGGCAUCAGACGCCAGAGAUGAUCCUGGAAAUAGGGUGUGAGUCCGGAGACUGGUCAAUUCAAGCAGCGACGGCAUGGCCGUUCUCAGAGGUUCGGGGAGUCGACGUUCAUGCACACACGGACGCGGAACCUAACAAGAGGACCAAACCGGCAAAUGUUGAGUUCACUAACUGUGACUUCUUAUCUGAAGGACUACCUUUCGGUGACAACACUUUCGACUACGUACGGGUUGCAAACUGUCAAUUCCGCGUUCGUGCGCAACAAUGGAAGAAGCUGUUACGCGAGGUCCAUCGUGUCUUGCAGGUUGGCGGUCGCCUUGAGCUCAUUGACGAGGACCUGGUCGCGCUCGAGGAAUCGCGCUCAGAUGAUUCGCAGGAUGAUGAUGACGAGCCAGAAGACAGCGCGGACGAGGAUGAGCCGCAAAGCACGGACGCGAGGUUGCAGCGUAACGCUCAGGAUCUCGAGACCAUCUUUCGUUGUGCGCUACAGGAGGUCGGCUUCGACUCCCGGGGAGGGCAUAUCCAUCAAACCCUACAAGACGCUUUCGGUUCCUACGUCGCGAAGCCUUUGUCUCACGAACUAUGUGCGUCCUUGCCUAGCAAGAAGACGUCCAAAUUCUUUGGCGCAGUACCACGCGAGGAGUGCGUCAUACUGCAAUCCAGGCUGAAUGUUGACUCGGACCCUUAUGCUCGCCACCGUCUCUCUCUCGACACACGCUAUGCGUUGCACGGACCCGACGUGCUUGUUGAGUGCGAGGAGUUCAUCUACUCCUUUGUCUCUCAAAAGCUUGACGCCGAGGGUUCACCUCUUGUCCAACCCAAGGAUCUCGACGAGGCGUUCUGGGACUACAAGACCUUCCUUGAGCGCCGCUUUCUCUGGCGCAACCGCCUCGGCGCGGCCUUCGAUGACGAUGCUGAUGCUAUCAUUGCACGAUCACGUCCCGGACCUCGCCGCUCGGAUGGUGGCGACACAAACUCGAUGGUCGGCUCUAUGCGCAGGGCCUUCGAGCGCACGAACUCCGCUGGCGCGGAGACACAUUCCUUCUCUAGCCGCAGGACGCUCGAGCGCUCCUAUUCAUUCGACUCGGAUGUCACACCUCGACCGAGCUCGUACUUCGGUAGUUCAUACGCGGAACCGAGUUCAUACUCACGAUGGGCUCCCGGUGAUGCGUAUGAGCUAAACAGGAAUCGCACGCUUGUGCCUCUCCGGCGCUUCCUUGUGUACACUGCCACCAAAGAGGAGUAG